Orbicella faveolata is the source of this 1065-nucleotide messenger RNA. Its product is annotated as adenosine receptor A3-like. NCBI's taxonomy places the organism in Eukaryota, Metazoa, Cnidaria, Anthozoa, Scleractinia, Merulinidae. Gene Ontology annotation, molecular function: G protein-coupled receptor activity. The record is from RefSeq and is a predicted model, not a curated record. Gene Ontology annotation, biological process: G protein-coupled receptor signaling pathway. Gene Ontology annotation, cellular component: membrane.
UGCGGUGCUACUAAGGCCCAGCGUUCUAUUGCUACGCGGAAACCUUUAUAAUCAGUGAAUGCCUGUUGCAAAGUGUAAUUAUUCAGAGUUUUAUCAACCUAGCGUCAGCUUAAGAGUAACGUGGAACUUACCCUUUUGAGUUUAAACAUGGUUGCCGAGUUCUGCAGUAAAAAACUACAGGAAUUGAUUGCCUUUGUUCAGUUCCAACCAGUCAUAAGCUUAUGUAUUUGUGUGAUGAAUGUCCUGUUUUCGUUUGUGGCAACCAUUGGAAACCUCCUUGUAAUUCGUGCCUUGUGGAAAGCUUCGUCGAUCACGGCAACAUUAAAGAAGCUGUUCCUAAGCCUCGCUUUCUGUGACCUUGCAGUUGGAGUGUUUAGCCACCCGACGUUAGCUGUCACCAUCGCAGUGCUACAGGAUAAGGCAAAGAAUGGACUCUAUGCUUUUUUCUGCCCGACUGUUAUCACAGUAGUAAUGGCUCCAACGUUUUUGCUGCUGGGAGUUUCGUUUUCCUUGAUUGCCGCUAUCGCUGUGGACAGACUUCUUGCUGUGUCUCUACAUCUAAGAUAUCAAGAACUUGUUACGGAGAAGCGAGUAACCAUCGGUUUGACGGUUAUAUGGUUUAACAAUAGUCUUCUUACAUUGGCUUUUAUGAGCCUUCCCAGCCACAAUGACUUGGUCACGGUAACUUGUCUAACUGUUGGAUUGAUUUUGGUAACGGUAGCAUAUUUUCGUAUUUACCUAGUGGUGCGCUGUCAUCAAAAUCGAAUACAUGGCCAAAAUCAGGUUCAAAAUGGUCAAGCAAUGCAAGCUGCCAGAGUAAAGAAGUCAGCUUUGAACGCUUUGUAUGUCUAUAUCGUUUCCCUCGUUUGUUUCACACCAAACUUAUUGGCUGGUAUUCUGCUGGUAGUCGACAAUUCAAGCACGCCUACUUUGGUAGCAUACAGUGCUUCUGUAUUUUUAGCUUUACUGAAUUCUUCUUUAAAUCCACUAGUCUACUGCUGGCGAUAUCGCGAGAUUCGUGAUACUGUGAAAAACACAGUAAAGAAGAUAUUUAAUAGGAAUUGA